Portunus trituberculatus (swimming crab) is the source of this 1491-nucleotide messenger RNA. RefSeq names its product cortactin-binding protein 2-like. Gene Ontology annotation, molecular function: protein binding. The coding region runs from base 203 to 736 and encodes 177 amino acids. The transcript is spliced from 8 exons. NCBI's taxonomy places the organism in Eukaryota, Metazoa, Arthropoda, Malacostraca, Decapoda, Portunidae. The record is from RefSeq and is a predicted model, not a curated record.
UUCGGUACGUUUGAACUCAAAAAUACGUUUGGUAUAUACUUUAAUUAAAUUUUAUACGAAAACCUUUGUCCGUAAAGUUUUUCGAAUCUCAUAUUUGAAGUUAACCUAAUUGACUGGCGGUUUCCAUUCGAAUGAAAACUUGCCCCGUACAAUAUCACAUAAUUAACAGGUACAUACCAGAAAACAACACUGACAUUCCACUAUGGGUGGAUCACCAUCCAUUCAAGUUCCAGUAUGUGAAUGUUCACGUAUUGAUGACCUACCCUACAAAGUUUAUGAAGCUGCAGAGAAGGGCCACCUAUCAAUCAUCAGUCAAUAUCUCAGAGAGAAAGGUCAUGUGAAUGCUACAUACAAACAAGAGACAAUGUUACAUGCAGCCUGCAAAAAUGGACGGGAAAAUGUGGUACAUUUCCUCUUGCACAAAAAAUCACUGUGUGUCAACCUACGGAAUGGUUACAAUGCGACAGCACUUAUGUUAGCUGCAGAAAAUGGAUAUCUUGAAUGUGUAAAACAUCUUCUUGCAAACAACUCCACGUGUAAGAUUGAACUCUCCUGCAAAAACAAUGAAGAACAUACUGCUGCUGACAUUGCUCACCUUAGUAACCAUCAAGAAGUAGCAUACUACUUGACCUCCUUUCUUCAGAAAACACCACCAUAUACUCAUUCACAAUGUGAUAAACCACCACCAUAUACUCAUUCACAAUGUGAUAGCUCAGCCAAGAUGCCAACAAAAUAGCUGGAAGUACAAGAUGUCUGGAUUUUCUGCAGUUGGGUUUACACAUUUAGCACUUCUCAAGAAUAAUUACAUUAGUUAAUUAAUUAGAACACUGACAAAAACAAAAAGGAAACUCUCCUGUAAUGACUGUCAUCAAUGAUAGUGACUGAUUAUAUAUUCUUAAAAUCUGCUAUAUGUGAAAUAUAUCAUUUAAGGCAGACAGAUCAUGAUUGUGGUUAUGUUUUUAUGGGGUCAGAUCAUGUAAUUACCCACACUUGCCACUGUGUUUUUGUUUGUAUGGUUGAUUAAACUCACUUAGGAGGUGUUGUGCCACUACUCUUGUACUGGUCUUUUGAGGAGCUGGUUGGAAAGUUAUGCAGGGAAAACGUAGCUACAUUAUUUAAUCUCAAGUGGAUUUGGGUGAAUAUAUCCUACUUUGUUGAGUAGGUGAUUGUGAUAAUUAUGCAUAGUGUAGGAAGGUAAGGACCAAGGGGAUAAAGACCACAGUAAACUUGAGUUUGACCUGACUGUCCAUGAUACCCUAUACACCUCGCUGCCACUGAAAGUGGUGCACAUGAUAAACAAACCAUUGUCUAGAAAAAGUGCCUAAUUCCAAUGAAACAGAGGGCUCUCUCAAAAAGAGACGUUUAGGUCUAGGUACAUUUCUAGGGAGACAAGAGUUACAAAGAGCUGUCACUAUGUACAGCAUCCAUUGAAAAGAUGCUGUGAAAAUGCUAAUGAUUCCACCUCCCGUGAAAUAAACUGCACUGGACGAA